AUAACGUCUAUCAUGCUUAUCAAUAACUAAUUGAUUUCUCAUUUUAGGGAUUAUUAGUUGCAUCAUCUCUUGCAUAUAUUUUACCAGCAUUAUGUUAUUUAAAAUUAAAACCACAUUCAUCACAAUUUUCACUCGAUAAUAUUGCACCAUAUAUUAUAUUAAUUAUUGGUAUAUUACUAACCAUAUCUGGUUUUGUUCUUCCAUUACGACAUGCAUUGCAAGAAGGUUAUUAUUGUCAACAUGGUAUUGAACCUCGUUAUUGUACACGAAUGUUUCCACGAGUAACAAAUUAUACAAAACAUGGAAAAAAAACUCUUCAUUUUCUUUCAUCACUUCAUACAUAA
Messenger RNA from Adineta steineri, 344 nucleotides. The record is from the annotation of a GenBank genome assembly. Lineage: Eukaryota; Metazoa; Rotifera; Eurotatoria; Adinetida; Adinetidae.